Molecule: messenger RNA, 1393 nt
Organism: Pieris napi
Lineage: Eukaryota; Metazoa; Arthropoda; Insecta; Lepidoptera; Pieridae
Gene: Ipk1
Product: inositol-pentakisphosphate 2-kinase
Exons: 1
Coding region: 54-1259 (401 amino acids)
Biological process (GO): inositol phosphate biosynthetic process
Cellular component (GO): nucleus
Molecular function (GO): inositol-1,3,4,5,6-pentakisphosphate 2-kinase activity; ATP binding
Source: RefSeq, a predicted model, not a curated record
ACAUAUUUGUGUAGAAGUUUAUACUUAAGUGGUUCGCAGAGAAUUGUUUUACAAUGAACACAUUAAAUAAUGAACAAUGGAAAUACAUUAAUGAAGGAAAUGUACAUAUUGUGUUGCAAAUAUUGGGUACAUGUAAAGUUGUUCGACUUAUUAAAGGCGAACGAAGGAACGUAGAUGUUAAGUCAUAUAUUAAUUCUAUUGAGUUCGUUAAUAUUGUAAUGUUGCCUUUGGUUUGUAGAGGUUAUGCUUAUAAGGAAGAAAUAGUAUGUUUGUCUAAUAAUGAAAUUAAAGAACUGACUAUAACCCUUCUUCAAAUUAGACCAAAGAACAGAAUACAUAAAAGUUCCAUAAGCCAGUUCGCUCUGAGUGCCCCUAACUUGACAAUAUUGGAACCCACCAUUACCAAUUAUUGUGUAGAAAUUAAAACAAAAGAAGGAUUUUUAGCCAAAACUUUAGAAGUGUAUUCUAGAUGUUAUUAUUGUAUGAAACAAUCUCUUAAACUAUGUGAAAAACAAAUUGAUAAGAUAAGUAAAUAUUGUCCUUUAAAUCUGUAUUCAGGUGAUAGAAAAAGAAUGAAGUUGGCAUUGGCAAACUUAGUUGAGAAUCCGCAAAAUAACUUCAAAAUGUUUAAAAAUAGUGAAAUCAUCUAUAAUGAAAAUUCAAGUAUAGAAUUUGAACAGAUAAUAAGUUUGACAAUUUUAAAUUCUACUAAUGUUUUUUUUGACUUAAUUAUUAACAUACUAUUAAGUGAUGGGAACUCAGAUAUAGAAUUGAAAGAAACUGCUGUCGUUGUCCCAGAAACAUCAUAUAAAUGCAACAAAAACCAAGAGUUACCUAAAAAUUCCUUUCUGUAUAAUCUUGUUGAAAUACAGUCACUUUCCAACAACAUAAAUAUUGAUAAUAUAGCUAUAAAUGAGAUCAAUAUUGCUGACUUAGUAAAAAAAGUAAAGGACAACAAUUUCAAUCUAAGUAAUUCUAUAGAUAGAAAACAAUUUAUUGAUAGUGUUGACCCUCUUCACUUAGCUUUAAUAUCUGCUGUAGCCAAAGAUUGUUCAGUCAUGAUAACAUUUACUGAACAAAACUGUGAAGGGUACCCAACCAUACGAUUUGGAGACAAAAAAAUGUCAUAUAGAAUAGUAGUCACUGAUUUGGAGCCUAAAACAGUGAAAAGUAUUAUCAAAAGGAAGGAUACAGAGAAAAAACUGAAACAACUAAUAAAUAAGCAAAACAAUAAAGAUGCAAAUGCUGAUUGCUCAUAAUUAAGAAAAUCACAACAAAUUAUUUUGCUUAAGUCAUUUAAAGGAGAAAUAUAUUAUUUAUCUUAUUCUUCCAAACAGCAACUGUAAUUUAAUGCCUGCUGUUUCAGAAUCCAACCUCACUCAGAGACCAGACA